AUGCCUUCCGAUCACAAAGAUCGAUCGUGGAUCCAAAGCUCUGACAAGGCGUCGCAUCGCCGUGGUCAUUCAAGCCGAAAUGUGUAUAAGCGUGCGCGUAGUUAUUCGAGAACCUCACUCGAGAAAGGCAAAGCUAUGCAAUACAAACGACAACGGUCCUCUUCUCACCACUCGUCUCGAUCUGAUGGAUUGAGUGAGGAGGAAGAAGAUCCAGGAGACUACAAGACCGGUGGAUACCAUCCAGUGCGAGUGGGAGAGUUGUAUGAGAAUGGACGAUACAAGGUUGUACGGAAGCUAGGAUGGGGUCACUUUUCCACAGUGUGGCUCGUGCAAGAUCAACAGACGCGGAGACAUUAUGCAAUGAAGGUCGUCAAGUCUGCAAAGCAUUACACCGAGACGGCCUUGGAUGAAAUCAAGUUAUUGGAACGUGUGGCUGAAAGUGAUCCAAAGGCAUUGGGGGCUCAAUUCGUUACGGCUAUCGAGGAUCAUUUCAUGGUCAAGGGUCAAAAUGGCACACAUGUUUGCAUGACAUUUGAAGUCCUUGGUGAAAAUCUUCUUGCCUUGAUCAAGCGCUACAAGCAUCGAGGUCUCCCUAUCCGCCUUGUCAAGCAGAUCUCUAAGCAAAUGCUCCUUGGCCUUGAUUACUUGCAUCGCAUAUGCCAGAUCAUCCACACCGACCUCAAGCCUGAGAACGUGCUCAUGUACCUCGACAAUGCCGAAGAGCUCUUACGUGAAUCUACACAGGAUAUCCAUGAUGAUCAAAGUGAGGACGCUUCAUUCACAGACAAUGAGCCAAGCCGUGGGCGUAGUCGUCAACGAAAGGAUCGUCGUACUCGUGUUAAGCCCGUUGCCUCGCAACCGUUGUCCUCCGAUGCCAAAAGAGAUCACCAUAGGGGACGCAAUCACUCUUCUCGUAGAUCACAUUCAUAUUCCAGUUCUCGUGAUCGUCGACCUACCAAAUGCAUGGAUGAUAUCAAGAUUAAGAUUGCAGACCUUGGUAACGCAUGUUGGGUGAAUCACCAUUUUACUGAAGAUAUCCAGACUCGUCAAUAUCGAUCACCUGAAGUGCUUUUGGGAGCUAAAUGGGACGCUACGGCAGACAUUUGGAGUUUGGCAUGCAUGAUAUUUGAGCUUUUGACUGGUGAUUACUUGUUUGACCCUCAAAAAGGAUCCCGAUUUAGCCGCGAUGAUGACCACCUUGCACAGAUUAUUGAACUAGUUGGACCCAUUCCUCGACGAUUUGCACUUUCUGGACAAGACUCAAGAGAAUUUUUCAAUCGACAAGGCGAAUUGCGACACAUAAGCCGGCUGCGUUAUUGGCCCCUGAAAGACGUCCUCUAUGAGAAAUACGGCUUCAAUCGUGACGAUGCUGAAGAGAUUGAGAGUUUUCUAAUGCCGAUGCUGCGGUACGAGCGGCGCGUGCAAGCGAUCGACAUGUUGCAUCAUCCUUGGUUGAACAAUGUUAACCCUGUAUUGGAAGGCGAAAGAGAAGAACGAGAUGAAUGGAUGAAGCAUACAAGACCAUGGAAGGAAUGGGAGCGCUCUCAACGACGACGUAGAAGAGAUUAA
Lichtheimia ornata is the source of this 1569-nucleotide messenger RNA. RefSeq lists its product as uncharacterized. The record is from RefSeq and is a predicted model, not a curated record. NCBI's taxonomy places the organism in Eukaryota, Fungi, Mucoromycota, Mucoromycetes, Mucorales, Lichtheimiaceae. Gene Ontology annotation, biological process: protein phosphorylation; spliceosomal complex assembly; regulation of mRNA processing. The transcript is spliced from 7 exons. Gene Ontology annotation, molecular function: ATP binding; protein kinase activity. Bases 1 to 1569 code for a protein of 522 amino acids.